Molecule: messenger RNA, 1950 nt
Organism: Alternaria rosae
Lineage: Eukaryota; Fungi; Ascomycota; Dothideomycetes; Pleosporales; Pleosporaceae
Exons: 2
Coding region: 1-1950 (649 amino acids)
Source: RefSeq, a predicted model, not a curated record
AUGUUGUUUGCUUUCUUCAUGGGUAUCGUGUUUGCGCUUCUCCAACACUUUUUGUAUACUUUUCUGCACCACCAGAGAGAAGAGGACGAAGACAAGAAGUUUCGCUGGGUUUUAUACGGGCGUGCGCUGGCAUAUCUGUCCAAACUCGCUUUUGGUGGAUGUGUGGUCCUAGUCUUUCGCCAGCGCAUGUGGAGAGCGUUUAGGGAUCGGGCGUUUACCGUCCUGUCGAUCGAUCAGAUCUUUGGGGCCACGGAAGAUCCAUCAAUAUUCGGAAACUGGGAAGCCCUUUCUAGUGCGCCAGUCCUGUGCGCUAUCGCUUUGGUCAUCUGGCUGGUCCCGCUGGCAACAAUCAUCUUUUCACCCGGUGCGCUUACUUUCGGAAACUAUCUCGACAGCGAGAUAAUCAUCCUCAAGGUCCCUACGAUUGACUUCUCGAUGGAGUCCACAAAAGACUGGCGAUAUCCGGUGAAGUUGGCUGAUGGAAGCAACAAGAGGUCGAUGAUGUACUACAAUACUACCGAUAUUCCUGGCACAGCCCCAGGAUGGUUCGACUAUUGCGAUCAGCCAUCAGCGGAGCUAAGACGGAUCGCCCUUCUGCUGGCGUAUAGUAACGCGGAUCGCCCAAACAUCAGGCAAGACGCUCGGCAAGAUGCUUGUGGAGGGCCGUAUAAUUGCACUUACGAGCAAAGCUUCACUGGGCCAAGUUACCAAUGCGAAGAGAUAGCACGCAGUAUAGACGACGCAGAAAGACUGGAAGAACUAGGUGCUCCUUUUAACAUGAGCAUCCUAGCACCGCAAGGCCGCUUCGUUUACUACGCCGAAGUCGACAACGGCGAAUAUGCUCGUCCGCAAGCCGACAAUUUCCGCAAAGGUCCGGGCGGUAUACCUGAUGGUAAAAUUCCAGUGGACCUGGGUGUGUUCAAGUCAGAACCUGCACUAUGGAUUGGCUAUGCGUUCAACUCCACGGUAAAGCUGGCGGAGGAUGACCCUCUCGCAGAGAGAUGGACACAUCGCUAUGAUGCACGCAUCAUCCGCUGCACACAUAUGGAGACUAGGUAUACGGUCAACUGGAAUUUCAUCGAGCCGUUCUUCAACUCCACGGUCAAGCUAGAGCAUCUAAGACCGAUUGUAGAUACAAGUUUUCCCCGGGGAGUUGACGGCAAGAUCGACUAUACCCUUAAUCCGGGACCAGCGGAAAAGUACGUCAGCCCGAGGGACGAUGUGGGUCUAUACAAGAAGACGGCCGCAUACCAUGCUGUUGGCGACAUGUUCAGGGACUUCCUCCGCGGACACGUGGAUCUCGAACCGCCAUUACCCGGACCGUACUAUGCACAAGUCUAUUCUGAUGUCACAAAGACACGACUAGUUCAAAAGAAUAGCGAGCCUAAGCGAAACCUAACGGAUGAGAUCGAGACCUUCUACUCAGACAUGGUUCUGUCAUUGCUAUCAGCGCCAGAGAUGAUAGCAGUCGCCGAAGAACAGCUUACAGUGAACCGCUCGCGACUCCAAUCCUCAUUCGUCUACGUCCCCGAACGGCUCUGGCAAUGUUACGCGCCAGUCGUCUUUAUCACACUCCUCAUCCUCCUCUUCGGUGCUUUCACAAUCUGGCAAGACGGGACGACAUUCUCGACUGGCUUCUCUCGCAUUCUAGUUACCACACGGAACACCACCUUGGAUGACAUCAGCCGCGGCGCGUGUUUGGGCAAUGAUCCUUUCCCGUUGGAGUUGAUGCAUACUAGACUCAAGUUCGGUGUUCUUGCAAAUAGUGAUGAUCCAGAGUACACGAGGGAACAUGGGUAUCAGGGUAUUGGUGACUUCCAGAGUGUGAACCACUGUGCUUUUGGCGUUGCAUCGGAAAUCGCACCCAUUGUUAGAGGAGCGCCGUAUGCGGGGUUAACGAAGCGACGGAACGGGAACCCGUCGAUAGAUCCGCAGAUGGAGGAUGAAUAG